This is a messenger RNA of Penicillium bovifimosum, 327 nucleotides long. The record is from RefSeq and is a predicted model, not a curated record. NCBI's taxonomy places the organism in Eukaryota, Fungi, Ascomycota, Eurotiomycetes, Eurotiales, Aspergillaceae.
AUGGCGGAGAUGACUGCUGCUUUGCUGCUAGUCGGCAUUAACCUGAAAGAUCUUGGGAGUUGGGAUCGAUAUAAGAUUUUGAGGCGAUUGAACAAGCAGAAAAAGGACGAAUUCCUAAGAUCGGAACGGGUGUCGUCGCAGCUUGCUCUAUCACGGGCGUUUUAUGUCAUAUAUCUUAUUGGUAUUUUUUUGAGUACAUACGACCAUAGGGUGUGGAAAACAGGGCUUCCCGUCCGCUCAGCCGUACUUAAGCCACACGCCGGUGAGUUAGUAGUUGGGUGGGUGACCACCAGCGAAUCCUCACUGUUGACAAUUUACCUGCUUUAA